AUGAUUACUACUGUACUAGUUUACCUUUCUUCAGAUCCUGAGCUGCCACGCGAACUGACGGAACAGUAUCGGUUGGGUCGCGUAAUUGGCGAUGGUAAUUUUGCCGUGGUGCACGAAUGUUUCUGCAGACAGACCAAUCAGCGUUAUGCGACAAAGAUCAUUGACAAACGCAAAAGUUGUUUGAAGAGAUACUUGCAGGAUGAAAUUAUACACAACGAAAUCCGGCUUAUGCAGGAUCUCAGGCACCCGCAUAUCGUUCAGUUGUACAGUAACUUCGAUACUCAGGAUUUUAUUUGCCUCGUUAUGGAGCACGUGCAGAAUGCGUUUGUUGUGCAUUCUUCGAAAGGAAUAUUCGUUUUUUAUUUCGUCGUUCAGGGAGGCGAUCUGUUCGAUUCACUCGUCAGGGCUAAGCGAUAUUGCGAAAAUGUUGCGUCUCAUCUGAUCCAGAAUCUUGUAUCAGCUUUGGAAUAUCUACAUGAUAGAAGGAUCGUCCAUCGUGACGUGAAGCCAGAAAACUUAUUGGUGUACGAAACGGCAGAUGGAAAGAAGCAGCUGAAACUUGCCGAUUUUGGCCUAGCAACAAAAGUUGACGGCCCACUUUAUACUGUUUAUGAUUUAAACAUACCACUCGCCAGUCAGUUUCAUUAUUUUGCUGGAAAGAUUUUCCAACUAAGCACUCGUGUGAAGACGGCUGCCACUGACCUUUUUGUUUCUAGUUAUGGAUUAAAGGUGGACAUUUGGGCUGCCGGAGUGAUCCUGUACAUGAUGCUGAGCGGGUUUCCUCCGUUCUACAGCCCCAACGGCAAGCAGGAGGAGCUCUUUCGAAUUAUCCUCUCAGGACAUUACAGAUUUCCGCCACAGUACUGGGACGGUAUUUCUAACGCUUCGAAGAGCCUGAUUCAGGGCAUGCUGCAGUUUGACGACGCAGAUCGGUAUUCGGCACGAGAAGGUGGAUCUCAGGUUAAUGCCGACUUUGAAGAAUUCUCCGCGUUGGCGUUAAAAGACAGCGACGCCAUUGACUGUGGCACAGAGCGGGUAAGUGAUCUGGCAUGUUCUUACGUAAUGACUGAUUAACA
Molecule: messenger RNA, 1076 nt
Organism: Soboliphyme baturini
Lineage: Eukaryota; Metazoa; Nematoda; Enoplea; Dioctophymatida; Soboliphymatidae
Source: the annotation of a GenBank genome assembly